CACUGCCUGCAACUUGUUAUAAAACAACUUGAAGUAAACAAUAUUCAGUUAGAGUUAGUCCGUCGAGUAUUUCGGUCGCAGAACUACACAGUACGCGCUCUCCGUCAAUAAUGUACCGCCGGUACUUUCUUUUGUUUGCGAUGUUUGUCGCGUCCGCGACGCCUGAAAAAUUCAAAGUGAUUCGGGAAUGGAAGUUUUUCAACUUCACUUGGCCGGAUCGGGAAUUCUACGCCACCGCUGUUUCGAGAGGAAAUUACAUACCGGAACACAACAUUAUUUCUGGACUAGAUUUUUACAAGAACUACUACUAUCUAACACUUCCUCGAAUGAAGGAUGGCGUUCCUGCUACUCUGGUUAGGAUUCCUGCGGGAAAAACGAACAGUACCAGCCCAGCGUUGGAACCGUUCCCCUCGUGGGAAAUGAAUAAAGAAGGGGAUUGCAAUGCACUUCAAAAUGUUCAAAACAUCGAAAUCGAUCCCAAAGGGCAACUUUGGAUUAUCGAUAGUGGAAGAACGGAAACUUUAAACACGCCGUCUUCCAGAUGCCCGCCGAAAUUGAUUAUUUUUGAUAUUAAAAAGAAUAUGACUACAACCGCUUAUACUUUUCCGGAAAAUGUUGCUAGUUUGAAUUCUAAUUACUUAUACGAUAUCGUUAUAGACGAUACAGAUGGUGGUUAUGCUUAUAUUACGGAUAAUAGUGCAAGAGACCCUGGCAUAAUCGUCUUCUCAGUUAAGGACCACCACUCUUGGAAAAUUCGUCAUUCACAAACCAUGCGAGCAGAUCCUUCGGCGAUCACUUUUAAAGUCAACGGUGUCAUCAUCAACUCCCCCUUGAAUUUGGCCGCCAUCGCAUUGGGACCGAAAGUUCACGCGAGUAGCGACAGAAUCGUCGUAGAUGAAGAUAGAGAAGUAUUUUACAGCCCCAUCUCCAGUUUGCAUUUCUAUUCUAUCAACACGACAGUCCUUCGAAACGAGCAAAAUGGAAUGAACAAUGAAGAAUAUCAGGGAAACGUUAGGGAUUGUGGAAUCAAGCAAUCGCAAACAUCAGGCAUAAUUAUGGACAAUCAAGGGGUUCUCUACUACACCUUACUAGGUACAAACAGUAUAGCUAAAUGGAACUCACAUACUCCUUUCGAAUCAAAACAUAGAAUAAUUUCGAAAGACGAAAGAUUCUUAGAAUGGCCAAGCGCUUUUACCUUUGACCAAAACGGUAACAUCACAGUUUUAGUUAACAGACUCAAUAAAUUCAUCUACGAUCAAUUGAACAUGAAAGAAGCCAAUUUUAGACUCAUCACUUCUCAUAUAGGUGCUAACAGUUAUUUAUUUAACCAAGCAUAUGAUUACAGUAUCGAACCAAAUGCAACUAAGCAACCAACAAUAGAAAAUAAGGCUCCACAACCGGAAAUAUUACCGGGUUCCAAUGAUCCAUAUCUGGUCCCACAACCCAUACCAGCACGAAAUACAAACACGGAAUCUUCGGUUUUAACAAAUCCAGUUUCUCAACCAAGAGAAGAACCGGAUCCAAACUCAGAAUUUGAAAUGAAAAUGAUGUUAGAAUCUGAAAUAAAACCAGAACGAGAACCAAAAUCCGAACCAGAGCCAAAAGCGGAACCAACAUCGGAGCCUCAACCCGAACCAACAACAGAACCUGUCGCCGAACCUGAACCAACAGCGGAACCGGAGCCUGAACCUUCAAAUCAUGCGCAGCAUAAACACAUUGACCAUAAUACCUCGACUGCGGUACCGGCUUCGUCCGGUACAGCAAGCAAUUCAAAUCUAUUUGUAAUAAUUUUCUCUGCUAUUGUGGGCGUAAUUAUAUUUGUUUGUGGGUACUUAUUUGGAAGUUAUUCGUAACUUGGUAAUCAUGCAUGAUGCGUGAGUAAUCUAAAAUACUUUACAGUCCAAAUAGUGAUUUGGUUUAUUUGAUUCUAAAAAUAUUAGUGUUCCAAAUAUUCAAGUCUGUAUAUAUAUUAACGUUUUGUGUGAAAUAUUUCAAUAAGUUUGUCUAGUAUUAUCUAAAAAGUCUUAUACAGUAGGUACCUACUUACCCGAGAGUAAAAAAAUAUUUCUAAAUUUAAUGAAAUAUCCAAAACCGAAUGACAUUUACUAUAAAAAAGUGGCGCGGGUAUAAAUCUAUUCAAAAUAAAGAUUUUUUAGAAAAUUUUGCGAUAACAAUUUUAAACCAAUAAAAUGCAAUCAUUUCUAAAAGUUGCUAUGACAACCUUCGUAUUUAUUAGAAAAUUACCCUACCUAGCUGUAAGAUUAAGUGUAAAUUUACCUGCCUUGACAGUUGUCAUAAAAAUCAGUGGUGUAGAAUAAUUUCGAAUUGUGUGAUAUUAACGAAAUAUUAUCUACCGGAUUCUGUAGCAGUUAUGGUUGAUAAUUUCAGUUUGUGUACCUCCAAAAAGUGAAUGUAUAACUUUUUCUUGUUUAAUUGGUUGAAAUACUAUCUCAGGCAACAGCUGACAUUAAAAUAUACGACUUCUCGGACCCAGUAUCAAUAGUUCGAUGAGUUUUAUUUUCUCCAAUUACUUGGACAGACAAAGUUUGUGAAAAUAAUUGUGUAAAGGUCGAGUUGGAAAGAGAAUUAUCGACUAUAGCAAUAGAUGUAUCAACAGUUUGUUCAUUUGUUUAUGAUUUUUUGGACACAUUAUAUCUACCUUGGCAUUUGGAACAUCUUAGUUUAACUUUACAUCGUCUAUUAAUAUAUCCGAAUUUCAUACACAAUUGGCAGCUUGCAUUAGCAGAAAGUCUUUCUUCUUUUGUGCUAAACUCCAGGUAUGACACACUGUCGUGUGUGCUUUUACAAAAUAACACAUUUUAGAGUACUCCUAUUAAUCAAAUCUGCAGAUGAAAUGUCGUAAUUUCUUUUAGAUUUAUUCUGUAAUUCAAACCCUGAAGUAGCCAUGACUAUUUUUUCUUCAUCUUGAACAUCUUUUCUCAAAAACUUCAUUAAAUUCUCAAGACGUUCUUGAACAUUUGAUUCGGAUCAUGUUUUUGUUGUAAGAUAAUUCUCCCUCGUCUUCGACAAAAACAUUGGUGACCUUAAAAAAAAUUCCGUAAUUAAUUUUAGCACUAGGGAUAUUAUUAUAAGUGAUAAUACGGCUACUAUUAUUUGAUUUAAAAAAAAUUCUCCAUAUUAGUAACUAAAGCUGAAAUUAAUUAUUAUUAUUAUUGUGUGUAACUAUAAUUAAAGAAGGAAGUAGCGUCUUAAAAAACGGUUAGGUAGAGUACUGAAAAAUAAGUUAGGUUAGGUUGGUAAACGAUAUCCGCAUUCAAGAUACAGGAUGUUAAAAUUUAAAAAGUGUUGUUUGUUUCUUCUUUAAUUUAUAAACACAUGCAUACACAAGUUACGACUGUCAAAAUUAUUUAAAACGAAAUAAUUAUCCACAAGACCAUUUUAAAAAUUGACGGCACCGCUCUAGACAAGUUUGUGUAUGUUGUCUUGUCUACUUAUCUACAAAUUGAUAGAGGUGUAAUCUAUUUUAAUUAUUUCAAUUAUAAUUUAAAUAAUAAUGGAAGUGGGUUUGAAUAUUAGAUGUUCAACUAAAACAUUCAGAUUAGUUUACAUUUUUUUAGCGUCAAAGUUAUUUUGGCACGUUAGAGCGUCAAUAAUGUAAAAUUGUGACAGGUUGCGGGGAAAACAUCAACUUCCCAGUUAUAUUUGAAUGUGAAAAAGCCUACUUUGUUUAAAAAAAUAGUAUAUUAUUAAACGAGCAAUUUAUGGUAGCCAUUAUUCACGCAGGGUGACGUUUGCGUCCCGAGGUAGGGAGGGACGAAUAGUGUUUAGAAAAAUAAAAAAAUUAUUUAUUAUUAAUAAACCAUCGGAAAGGGCGUCCGACGAAAAAUCCGUGUACAUGGUGAGGUUAGGGAGGGACGAAUAGUGCUUAGAAAAAAAUAAAAUAAUUAUUUAUUUGUAAUAAAUAUUAUAUUUAAUUAAUUAAUUAUUAUUUAAAUACAAAAAUGUUUUUGGCUGUUUUACUAAAGCAAAGAUAUAUUCAACUUCUAUUUGAAUUAUUUAUUUUUAAAACAAGCAAAAUAUUUUAUGAAGAAUAACAUUUUCUCUAAAAAUUUAGUCCACCCAUGUAUAUUUGAUUCAUUAAUAAAUUCUUAUUUAAAUAUAAACGUAGUGUUAUAACUAGUACCCUGUAGUACUUGUUAUUGUAAAUUUAUUCUUUUUUUUUUCUACGUGAUAAAUACAUAAUUAGUUGUAGAAAAGUAUUAUUAACUAUGUACUAGUCUUAAAACGGUCAUUUGAAAGCAAAACCAGCUUAUGACCAAUUUAAUAAAAUUCCGGGAAAAACCUGCUAAUUUUUUCGUUCAGAUUUUUUUGGUAAAACAAAAAAAUUAAAUAUUAUUUCCUCAAUUAAAAACAUCCAUCUAUUGUAAUUUUGUAAAUAUUAUAUGGUUGCUCAGUCAAAUGCGUUAUACGUUUUGAUAAGUUGUGUUUUUGUAGUUACCUACGUUUCAGGACUAAUAAUGUAAAUAAUUAUAUUUCUUUUAUUUUUGAUUCGAUUUGGAGCAACAUAAGCGGGACCAUAAUGAUUAAUAUUCAAUAUGAUAUCGUUUUUCAUUACGAUACAGAUUAUUUUAAAUAUACACAGAUUUUCAUUAUGAAGUGCCGAACAUUAGACUUCAGAAGGAAUUGGAAGAGCUGAUAACAAUAGCGAAGGAGGAGUUGCCUCUUAACUUAUGUUUUCUUUUUGUCUAGGAGAAUAAUCUCAAAGGGUUACGCUGAAAGAAAAUGUGACAGAUCAGAUUUAUGCAGAUAAAGAUUUAAAUUUAAAAAUAUAAUAAUAAAUAAGAUAAUAACCCAUAAUAGAAAUUUUGAGAAACCCUGUAUAAACAAAGCUAAAACUAUUUUAUUUUUUUUUAUGUUGAUGUUGGAGAACCCGUUUUUGUUUUUACUAUAUUUUUAUGUAUACAUAAAAUAAUGAAUCAAUUUUAUUCAUUAUUUAAAUAUUUAUAAUUAUUUGAUAAUACUU
Psylliodes chrysocephalus is the source of this 4984-nucleotide messenger RNA. The record is from the annotation of a GenBank genome assembly. Lineage: Eukaryota; Metazoa; Arthropoda; Insecta; Coleoptera; Chrysomelidae.